This is a messenger RNA of Balaenoptera ricei (Rice's whale), 2841 nucleotides long. It is a transcript of the gene ZSCAN21, whose product is annotated as zinc finger and SCAN domain containing 21. The transcript is spliced from 7 exons. Lineage: Eukaryota; Metazoa; Chordata; Mammalia; Artiodactyla; Balaenopteridae. Gene Ontology annotation, biological process: regulation of transcription by RNA polymerase II. Gene Ontology annotation, molecular function: DNA-binding transcription factor activity, RNA polymerase II-specific; RNA polymerase II cis-regulatory region sequence-specific DNA binding. The coding region runs from base 212 to 2449 and encodes 745 amino acids. The record is from RefSeq and is a predicted model, not a curated record.
GUCUGUGUCGAGGCGUCGGGAGGGCCUAGGUCCGUGCGCGGCGCCCUUCGGCCGGCCUGAGCCCCAGAGUCAGCUCCCCUUGCUCGCCCAGCGCCCCCAGGCCGUUCCCGGGGCUCACGGAAUAGUACAGAAACAGAUAUCAGAAAACAUCUCCCAGGACAGAAAGGAGAGCACAGACCCUGUUUGGAUCAAGUCAGGUCCCUGAGCCUGAAUGAUGACUGCUGAGUCAAGGGAAGCCACCGGUCUGUCCCCCCACGCUGCCCAGGAGAAGGACGGCAUCGUGAUAGUGAAGGUCGAAGAGGAAGAUGAGGAAGAGCACAUGUGGGGGCAGGACGCCAGUCUGCAGGAGUCUCCUCCUCCCGACCCAGAGAUCUUCCGCCAGCGGUUCAGGCACUUCUGUUACCAGAACACUUUUGGGCCUCGAGAGGCCCUGAGUCGACUGAAGGAACUUUGUCACCAGUGGCUGCGACCAGAGAUAAACACCAAGGAGCAGAUCGUGGAGCUGCUGGUGCUGGAGCAGUUCCUUUCCAUUCUGCCCAAGGAGCUCCAGGUCUGGCUGCAGGAAUACCGUCCCGAUAGUGGGGAGGAGGCUGUGACCCUUCUGGAAGAUCUGGAGCUGGAUUUAUCAGGACAGCAGGUCCCAGGUCAAGUUCAUGGACCUGAGAUGCUCGCAAGGGGGAUGGUGCCUCUGGAUCCAGUACAGGAGUCCUCGAGCUUUGACCUUCCUCAUGAGGCCACCCAGUCCCAUUUCAAGCAUUCAUCUCGGAAACCCCGCCUCUUACAACCACGGGCUCUCCCUGCCACCCACGUUCCUGCCCCUCAUCACGAGGGGGGUCCCAGAGACCAGGCGAUGGCAUCUGCACUGUUCUCGGCAGAUUCCCAGGCAAUGGUGAAGAUCGAGGACAUGGCCGUGUCCCUCAUCCUGGAGGAAUGGGGAUGUCAGAACCUGGCUCGGAGGAAUCUGAAUAGGGACACCAGGCAGGAGAAUUAUGGGAACGUGAUUUCCCAGGGUUGUGAAAACAGGAAUGAGAAUGAGGAGUCCACCUCAAAGGCUGAAAUUGCAGAAGACUCAGCAUCACAUGGGGAGACCACAGGAAAAUUCCAGAAAGAUUUUGGAGAAAAACGUGAACAGCAGGGCAGAGUAGUAGAAAGGCAGCAGAGAAACCCUGAGGAGAAAACUGGAAAAGAAAAGAGAGAUCCGGGGCCAGCUACAGUCAAGGAAAAAAAAAACCCCAGCACAGGAGAGCGAGGUCCAAGGGAAAAGGGUAAAGGACUGGGGAGAAGCUUCAGUCUGAGCUCAAACUUCAACACCCCUGAAGAAGUUCCAACAGGAGCGAAGUCCCACAGAUGUGAUGAAUGUGGUAAAUGCUUCACAAGGAGUUCAAGCCUUAUUCGCCAUAAGAUAAUCCACACCGGAGAAAAGCCCUAUGAAUGUAGUGAGUGUGGGAAAGCCUUCAGUCUUAACUCAAACCUUGUCCUGCAUCAGCGAAUCCACACAGGAGAGAAGCCUCAUGAAUGUAAUGAGUGUGGCAAAGCCUUCAGUCACAGUUCAAAUCUCAUUCUGCAUCAGCGGAUCCACUCUGGGGAGAAACCCUACGAAUGUAACGAGUGUGGGAAGGCCUUCAGCCAGAGCUCAGACCUCACUAAGCAUCAGAGAAUCCACACGGGGGAAAAGCCCUAUGAAUGUAGUGAAUGUGGAAAGGCUUUCAACCGAAACUCAUACCUUAUUUUGCAUCGGAGAAUUCACACCCGAGAAAAGCCCUAUAAGUGCACGAAGUGCGGCAAGGCCUUCACCCGGAGCUCGACCCUCACUCUGCAUCACAGAAUCCACACCAGAGAGCGAGCCUCCGAACGUUACAUAUGCGCUGAGUGUGGGAAAGCCUUUAGUAAUAGCUCAAAUCUCACUAAACACCGGAGAACACACACUGGGGAGAAACCGUAUGUGUGCACCAAAUGUGGGAAAGCUUUCAGCCACAGCUCCAACCUGACCCUUCACUACAGAACACACUUGGUGGACCGGCCCUAUGACUGUAAGUGUGGAAAAGCCUUCGGUCAGAGCUCGGACCUCCUUAAACAUCAGCGAAUGCACACUGAAGAGGCUCCUUACCAGUGUAAAGAUUGCGGCAAAGCCUUCAGCGGGAAAGGCAGCCUCAUUCGACACUAUCGAAUACACACCGGGGAGAAGCCGUAUCAGUGUAACGAGUGUGGGAAGAGCUUUAGUCAGCACGCAGGUCUUAGUUCUCACCAGAGACUCCACACUGGAGAGAAGCCGUAUAAAUGUAAGGAGUGUGGGAAAGCCUUCAACCACAGCUCCAAUUUUAAUAAACACCAUAGAAUCCAUACUGGGGAAAAGCCCUAUUGGUGUAAUAAUUGUGGGAAAACCUUCUGUAGUAAGUCCAAUCUUUCCAAACAUCAGAGAGUCCACACUGCAGAGGGAGAAGGGCCUUAACUGUCAGGUAUGCUCUCUUGAUGGUUUUUGUUUUUUUAACUUUAGAACGUGAAUGCUAGGGAGAAAGCCCAGUAGUUGCAAUGUGAACUCUGGGGUAGAUUUCGUUUCACUCGACGUCGAGGGGACAGAUUGAGAGCGCAGGUGGGGGGACACGGCGGGUUCCUCACCUGCCCGCUGGCUGCAGCAGGGUCCCCUCACCGCACUUCGAGUCCCAUAAACCAUGUGGACAUUGCCUUCUGUAUAGUUAAAUUGCUGUGUAUCCGGUAUAAUUAAGGAGGAAACAUUAAAACUGUUUAACUGUUUUAACGUAUAUUCAAGAAUUAUGAUUUGUAAAGAAAUGAGCCAUGUUGAACACAGUUUAAUCCGAUUCAGAAUAAACUUACAACAUCUUG